AAGUGGCUCUGGAAGUGGCUCUGUUCGGCCGUCACUUCCUGCUGCACGCCGGAAACAAGGCUCCCAGUUCACGCGAUAAUAAUUAGGAGAGCGCGAUGCUCCCUGGGAGUUGUAGUCUUUUUUAUUGCCGCUCGCUUUGAGAUUUUCCUUCCAGUCUGAGGCGCGUACCUAUUCCUGACUGGUCUUUGGGGGUUUGGGGUGCGUGGCGGGGUAGGCGGGCCUGUAUUUAAUCCUGGCCUCAAGAGAGUUUCAUAAUAAAGGGGGGAUAGGAGGGCACACCUCGUCUAGUUGCUCGGUGACCCGCAGCUAAAGAGACGCUGUAGUCCCACUCCCUUUCCGGAGCCGGGGAGAGGGCGGGUUGCGUCCGCCAUGUUGGUGAAGGCAAACGAGGGCGACUGGAGCUCCAGGCCCGUCGGCUUUGCUGGCUCAAGUCCGCCAUAUUAAUAAAGAGAAAGGGCAGGUUGACCCCUCCUGCCCCCCACCCGCCACACACACACACACAUACGCACACACACACAUACACCCCUUCUUCCCAGCCAUCUCUGGCAACUCAGCUCAGUGGGCCCCUCCCCAGCCUCUUUUGCCUAGGGUCCACCCGAAGGAAGCGUAGCAUCCUGCGCCUCAAAUCAGGCUUAACACAGCGCCGAAUGAGGUGGAAAGGGAAAUGCCGACCAAUUGCGCCGCGGCGGGCUGUGCUACUACCUACAACAAGCACAUUAACAUCAGCUUCCACAGGUUUCCUUUGGAUCCUAAAAGAAGAAAAGAAUGGGUUCGCCUGGUUAGGCGCAAAAAUUUUGUGCCAGGAAAACAUACUUUUCUUUGUUCAAAGCACUUUGAAGCUUCCUGUUUUGACCUAACAGGACAAACUAGACGACUUAAAAUGGAUGCUGUUCCAACCAUUUUUGAUUUUUGUACCCAAAUAAAGUCCAUGAAACUCAAGUCAAGGAAUCUUUUGAAGAAAAACAACAGUUGUACACCAACCGGACCAUCUAAUUUAAAAUCAAGCAUUAGUAGUCAGCAAGUACUACUUGAACACAGUUAUGCCUUCAGGAAUCCUAUGGAAGCAAAAAAGAGGAUAAUUAAACUGGAAAAGGAGAUAGCAAGCUUAAGAAGGAAAAUGAAAACUUGCCUACAGAAAGAACGCAGAGCAACUCGAAGAUGGAUUAAAGCCGCGCGCUUGGUGAAGAGUCUGGAAACAAGUAACGUGUUACCUAAGGGCACAUCAGAACACAUUUUACCAGCAGCCUUAAACAGUCUUCCUUUGGAAGAUUUCAAGAUUCUUGAACAAGAUCAACAGGGUAAAACAUUAUCAGUUCUCUAAAUCUGAAACAAACCAAGAGUACAUUCAUUUAGGAUUUGUUACUCAAACUUCAUUCUAUUCACAGGUAAAGGUAUUUAAAGAAAUUAUUCCAAAAUUGAGUAGUUAAUAGAGUUUUACUUGAAGUAACAACAUUACUGUGUAAUUUAUGAAGACUUGAUUACAAGAAAAUGGAGAACUUUCUAUGAAACAUUUAAAUGAGAAUAGAAGUGCCUUAUUGUGAGAAUUAUGUACUUAAAAUUUUUGCUAGAAAAUUGAAUAUUUGUAGACUGUUUUGUGUUUUUGUUUUUUUAACCUCUUUAAAGAACAGCCUGUUACAAGUAAUGCUUUUAAUUUAUAUUAUAAAAAAUUUUUUUCCAGUACCAAAGUUGGGAUAUUACAUUCUAAGUAAUUUGCCUAGUAGGGAUUAACUGACAUAUAACUGUAAAACUGCUCAGUUUUUAUUAAUUAAAUUAUUGGCAGUGUAAUUGGGAAAAAUUAUAGGGAAAAGCCCCCUGAAAUACAGGGCAAAUUAUUUUAUUUAAACUUUCUAUAUCUUUUUAUCAGUAAAAUAAGCUAAUCAUGGCCUCCAUCAUAACAAAAUUAGCUUUUGCAAUAGCUUGUAAAAUACUUUGAAAAUAGUAUUUUCAAACGUGAAGUACCUUUGGGUUAUCCAAGGAUCUCAGACUACUAAAAACUGGUAACUGGUUAUAUUCACCUUCUGAGAAAAUAUGCUAUGAAAUAACACAGAGAUUGAGAUCUAGCUUUUACUUUAAUUGAACACAAAGAUAAAUGUAUACCACAUUUUUCUCAUAAUAAAAAUACUACAUUUUCAAUUUCAAAGCUGAUGCAUUAAUAGGCAAACAUACUACAAAGUUUCAUGUUAGAAAUACUCCCUCUGUCUCCACGUGUAUUGAUACCAAAAUUCUUAAGCUUUCUUUUUUUUCCAUAAACCCAUAAUAGAAUUGAACUACGGAAAAGUACUUACCAGAUUGUAUCUCCACAGCUUAUAACAUAAAAUAGAAUCAAUUUAUCUUACAUAUCAGUUUGCUUUUUAUCUCUUUUAGUAAGAGUAAUGUAGAGUAACCAUACUGCAUAAAGGAGAUGAAGUGUAGAUCUCUAUAAAAAUACAUGUGUCUGUGAUAAAGCUAUACAGGUGCUAAUUAUUUUACAACAGAGAAUAUCAGAACUCUUCUUAUAGUUUCCGCUUGAACAAUUAAAGGGUUUGCCUUAUUUUGCCAGAUAAAUGUUUAGUAAGAACACUUCAAACAGAUUUGGUCAAAUCAUAUAAAAAUUUAUUAAUGUACAGUCAGGUUAACCAGGCCUAACUUGAGUUUCUGACACCACCAUAUGAAAGUGCCAUAUAUAUAAUCACAUAUUACUGUAAAUCUUUCCCAUAAGGUAAUGGCUCCUUGAUGAUAAAAAAGUUUUUAUAACAUUUGCUUAAAUCCUGGCAACAGUCUUUUUACAUUAUUUGCACCGUUUCUUUUAAUAAGGAGUGUCUCUCAAGCAACUCGAGUUACAAUAGCAGUGGUAGGAAAGAUCUCUCUUAGUUUUCAUCAGGCGCUUAAAGUAAAUAUUUAAGAAACUCCUUUUGUGUAUAGUGUAAACCUUAUUAGUCAUGUUAUCUUUAAUACUGGGUGUCACUUAUUGGAAUUGUUUCAUGUUUUCAACUGUCUUUAUGUGGUUUCAAACAUAAUCAUCAACACUUAUUGACCAUUUCCAUACUUCAAAAUAAGUUGGGCAGAUAAUCAUUUAAACAUAAACUGUGUUUUCCAAAUAUAAACUCUCAUGUGGUUCACCACCCCUCCCAAUACAAAGCAAAACACCGAUGCAGGCUGAUUCCCAUGCACAGCAGUACCUUGAUAUCUUAAUAUAACACUUUUUAAAUCACAAAAAUAAACCAUUAUAAAAUACAACAAACUUUUGGCAAAUUAACUUGACUUCAUUAUUAUUUGAGAGCCCUGAAUCAACUACCACUCAGUAAAUUUUUUGCUUUUUUUUUUCCCCAUGUCAUUUUCAUGUUACUGGUCUGAUAACAUGCUACAAACUCUGUCUGCAUCAAAUUAUUUUAACAUAUAUCCAUCUACCUUAAAACUACUUUCAUUCAUAGAGAAAAUUAAAGGAAUUUAGUUGUACUUUAAAAAUUAAAGGAAUCUUUUAAAACCCUGUUUUCAGUUUGUUGAUAAAUUCAUCACUUAGCCCAUAUAUCAUGAAACUCAUCAAAAUUGUAGUAGCUCUUCGUCCUCUGCUGUACACAUAUAUCCUGUUUUAUGUCCAUCAUUCAUGCUGUGUCUAAUAGGCACUAACCUUUACAGAGAACGAGCCAAAGCCUAGGAAUUUGAUAUAAAGUUGAAUAUGACAUGAAUUUUCUGCCCUUAAGUUGCUCAAAGUCUUUUGAGACAAACAAAUAUUAUUUAUAAUAAUAGGAUAAAUGCUAUGAAAGAGAUGUGUGUGAAGUGCUUUGGUAAAUGCCAUUAAAUUGGAAUUUAAUGAGAACAUAUAAACUUUUAGACCUUUUUAUAAUAGUUUUCUUUUGAAAUAAACGGAUUUCUUCUUAUAAUGACUUACCAAAGGAGAUUUUGUAGAACUCGGUUUUAAGGUGAAUUACAUAGUAUUUAUUUAAUGAAUUGUAAGACUUUCUCUCCCUUUAAAAUGAACACUGAACAAAUUUGUUCUUUAUGAUAUCUUGUUAAAAGGAAAACAUAACAAAAUAAAAUAUUAUAUCAAAGCCAAGAUUGGAGUUUAUUUGAUAUUGAUAUUUUUACUAAACAAACAACAAGCCCUACUGUCACAAAUUUUUUUAAAGAUAGUUUUAACUCAGAGUCUUAAAGUUAACAAUGCACUAUGGCAAAAAAAAACCCCACAAUGUACUAUGGCAACAGUUAGUUCUCUUACUUGUUCUUUACAAACAUUCUGUGUGGUAGGUGGUGUUAUCUCCAAUUUAUAGAUGAAGAAAUCUUUGUUAAUGUAAUUAUUCAGACAUUUAUAAUGUAUCUGGCCUCCAAAUCCUAUUCUCUGACCUCUACAUUAUAACCCUCUGUUAAAUACAUCAUUAAAAUAGGGCAGGCCAUGUGUCUUAAAAAACAAAAAAUAUUGUGUGUAUAAAUAUAGAUAGAUACAUAGAUAUACAGUAAAGACAGUCUAUGAAGUCAUUGUUGAUCUCUUCUAGGUAGACUUUAUAAUGUUGGGGUUUUUUUAAAUCUCACUUCUCAAUAUUAGAAUACGGGUAAAUUGUAAUUUUGGUAUAAUAGAGAAAAUGGUUCCUCUUUAUGUCAGAUUAUGGGAUUCUUUUGGUAUUUAGACAGCUGAAAACUAAAAAAUUAAGGAAUUUAUAAUAUAUUAAACAGUUGCAUAUUGUUUUCAAAAAAAAAUGUAUUCUGAGUAUGUUGAUACUAAAAGCUUUUCUAAGGAAAUUACUGUCAUGCCUAUUAUUUCUAAAAUAUGUACAUAAACAUUUCUGUGGAAAUCCUCCCCUUAAAUUGAACCCCUGAAAUACUUUAAAAGAAGUCCCUCUCCUUAAAUUGAAGCAAACUGUAAGCAAAAUAAAGAUAUGUAAAGCCUA
Molecule: messenger RNA, 4862 nt
Organism: Cervus elaphus (red deer)
Lineage: Eukaryota; Metazoa; Chordata; Mammalia; Artiodactyla; Cervidae
Gene: THAP2
Product: THAP domain containing 2
Exons: 3
Coding region: 665-1321 (218 amino acids)
Cellular component (GO): nucleus
Source: RefSeq, a predicted model, not a curated record